This is a messenger RNA of Nematolebias whitei (Rio pearlfish), 3981 nucleotides long. It is a transcript of the gene nr2f2, whose product is annotated as nuclear receptor subfamily 2, group F, member 2. Gene Ontology annotation, molecular function: retinoic acid binding; zinc ion binding; RNA polymerase II cis-regulatory region sequence-specific DNA binding. Gene Ontology annotation, biological process: negative regulation of transcription by RNA polymerase II; anatomical structure development; cell differentiation. The transcript is spliced from 3 exons. Lineage: Eukaryota; Metazoa; Chordata; Actinopteri; Cyprinodontiformes; Rivulidae. The coding region runs from base 833 to 2104 and encodes 423 amino acids. The record is from RefSeq and is a predicted model, not a curated record.
UCAGUGAGCUGAUCAGAGAGAAAGCAUUCUGCCAGCCCGGCUCCUACCAAUCGCAAAUCACUUCCUAACCUCCGCCUUUUUAACAUAUUUCAUCACUUUCAUUCCCUUCUCCGACUAUUUUCCAGCGCACGGAAGAAGGUUUUUGUUUGCAGGUUGUGAUCUUUAGUGCUUUUUUUUUGUUUGUUGUGUUUGUUUUUGCGCUGAGGGAGAGUUGCCUUCAUAUUCCCAAGCUCUCCAAACAUUUGGCAUCAUCUUGCGCGCGUUGCUGGCGCCAACAACACGAGGAGGAAAAAAAGGGGAAGAUUUGCUUCCCCCACCACCACCACCACCCCCCCCUCCCUAUCUUAACCAGUUUUCUCCAAGACUUGGGCUGGAACUUGAUAAUAAGCUGCUCACCAAUUGUUUCAUGCUGCUGCUGCUGCUGCUGCUGUGGGGAGCGGUCUUCUCAGCCGGCUCCAUCCUCCUCUGAACAGUCCAUGCUACCUCGGUUGAUUCUUUCUGAGACACUGAAGCCACCUUCCCUCAUUGAUGGGCGUACUGGAUGGCUGACUGGAAGCGCCCCUGGACUUGGCCUCUAAGCGCAAGGCAGCCGCUCCGCUCGCCAUCGCGUCAGCUCUGAAGAACAAGACGAAGACGAAGAGGGAGAAGAACGUGCCUCCCGGCGCCUCCAGCACCAACAAAUCCGACACUUGUCCCGGAGAUCCCGAGUGAAGUCACCGUCGGCUGUGUUGGACAUUCCGUGUCCGGCUCCUCAGUCCCAGUUUCCUCCAGACAUCCUCCACCGCGACACCAAAACGGCAGACAAAAAGUUUCUCUCCGUUGACUCAUAGAUAUGGCAAUGGUAGCGUGGAGAGGCUCCCAGGACGAUGUGGCUGACACCCAAGGCGCCCUUUCCUCGCAAACCCAAGGCGGACUGUCCCUGCCCACCCCGCAGCCGGGCCAGCUGAGCCUGACAGCCUCGCAGAUCGCAGCUCCGACCCCCCAGACCCCCGUGCAGGGACCCCCGAACAACGCGCAGUCCACGCCGACGAACCAGACGACGCAGCAGUCGGAGAAGCAGCCGCAGCACAUCGAGUGCGUGGUGUGCGGGGACAAAUCCAGCGGCAAGCACUACGGCCAGUUCACCUGCGAGGGCUGCAAGAGCUUCUUCAAGCGGAGCGUGCGGCGGAACCUCACCUACACGUGCCGCGCCAACAGGAAUUGUCCAAUCGACCAGCACCACCGCAAUCAGUGUCAAUACUGCCGCCUCAAAAAAUGCCUUAAAGUCGGCAUGAGACGGGAAGUUUCUCUUUUUACUGCAGCCGUGCAAAGGGGACGGGUGCCACCCACGCAGCCACACCACGGUCAGUUCGCCCUGACAAAUGGAGACCCACUCCACUGCCAUUCCUACUUAUCCGGAUAUAUCUCUCUUCUGUUGAGAGCGGAGCCUUACCCCACGUCCCGCUAUGGCAGCCAGUGCAUGCAGCCCAACAACAUCAUGGGCAUCGAGAACAUUUGCGAACUCGCGGCCAGGAUGCUAUUCAGCGCCGUGGAGUGGGCCAGGAAUAUUCCCUUCUUCCCAGACCUUCAGAUCACAGACCAGGUGGCUCUGCUGAGGUUGACGUGGAGUGAGUUAUUCGUGCUCAACGCGGCGCAGUGCUCCAUGCCCCUGCAUGUGGCCCCGCUCCUGGCGGCCGCUGGCCUGCACGCCUCCCCCAUGUCCGCGGACAGAGUGGUGGCCUUCAUGGACCACAUUAGGAUCUUCCAGGAGCAAGUGGAGAAGCUCAAAGCUUUGCACGUUGACUCUGCUGAAUAUAGCUGCUUAAAGGCCAUUGUGCUCUUCACCACAGAUGCUUGUGGCCUCUCAGAUGUGGCCCAUGUGGAAAGUUUGCAGGAGAAGUCCCAGUGCGCCCUGGAGGAAUAUGUCCGGAGCCAGUACCCCAACCAGCCGACUCGGUUCGGGAAGUUGUUACUCCGCCUGCCCUCCCUCCGCACCGUCUCCUCCUCCGUCAUAGAACAGUUAUUUUUCGUCCGAUUGGUAGGUAAAACCCCCAUUGAAACUCUCAUCAGGGAUAUGUUGCUGUCCGGGAGCAGUUUUAACUGGCCUUACAUGUCAAUUCAGUAAAAACGAAAGACUAACAAAAGGUGGAGGGACUGAUGAAAACCCGGGGAGGGGGCUACAAUGAUUAUAGCUGCUUUUGUGGAAGGAAUAAGAAAAAAAAAAAAAAAAAAAACCCGGCUGUUACACGGGGCUGGCUUUUAUGAAGAAAGACAUUAAAGACUGUGACACCCCCCCACCCACCACCACCACCACCCCCCGUUGCCCCCACCCUCCUCUUUACCCCGACAAAAAAAAAAACAGAAAGAAAAAUUAAGACAUCCACUGAACUUUCAAAAUACAAGCUCCAGUUCACCUGUUUUUUUGUUGUUGUUGUUUUUUAAUAAUGAAAGAAGAAAUCCUUUAAAAACAAGAGAAGAGGGGAGAAGGGAUUCUGUUGUCCUUAUGAGGAAAUUUUAAGUAUUAAGUGCAUUUAAAAAUAGAAAAAUGUGGGUAUAAAAAGACAAAAAAAAUUGAAGAAAGGGGAAAAAAAAAAUUCACCUGACUUUUAUUUUAUUUUAUUCUUUUGGUCCUGUGUCCAUGUAUCUAGCUGUGUUUUUGUACUUUCUUUGUUCCUCCUUUCUGGUUACAAACCGGUGGUUUCUGUAGUAUACAGGUGGUGUUCUUUUUUACGAUUUAUUUUGAAAUGGUGAAAUAAUGUAAAGAAUAAAAACCUUAGUUCUAAACAGAAUUAAAACCACAGCAAUAGGAGAAUAUGUGAUCUGGGCUUAACGCUGCAAGCGCACUUAUUCACAAUUUUUAGGCGGGGAACUAAGAAUUGGAUGUUUAACUUCAUUGAAACAUUUUUUUUAUGAAGCUACAUUUAUUAUUAAUAAUAUUAUUAUUAUUCCAUUAAAAGCCUCUUAUCAAUUGGGAUCAUCAUUGGACGCUCGCAGAACACAAUUUAAACUGUUUGGCAAAAAUGUGCCCCCUGAUUUCAUUCAGCUCUUAAUGUCAUGGCAUCACUUCUUAAAUUGGAUAUGAAUAAACAAGAAAGAAAGAAAUUAAAAACAAGUAAAGCAUGCUGUUAUUUAAAAACUAGAAGAAAAGAAAUUUGGAAAUAGGUUGCUCCAAACGCAUUGAGAAGCAUUUUUUUUUUUUUUUUUUUUGUAAUUGCACAUAAAAGCUUCUUUUCCUCUAAAAAUAAAAAAUAAAGUUAAAGAGGUCAAAGGUCAUACAAUUUCCAAGUCUUAGCCAGCGUAGUAUUUAAACCGCAGUAUUAUUCAAGCGUCCCUGAACGUGUCACCCUUUCGAGCAGUAAGUGCCUGACAAUGAUGUGACUUCUUAUCCAAAACGUUAAGAAAUAAAUUAAAAACAGACCUGCAACAUUUUAUUAUUAUUAUGUUUUAUUUGAUUAUGGGAAGAAGGGUGGGGGGAAGCGAUUAGAUUUCACUUGAAAACACUGAUUUAGAACCAGUAUUCUUGUAAAUAUAUAGGUCAGCUCAUUUCAACAUGUUUUUGUUCCUUUCUACAAAGAAAUAUGUGAUUAAGAAGAAAAAAAAAUCUGUGGUUGCCAUUUUUUUUUUUUUUUCCUCUCAGUAAUACGACGUCUUCGGAAUUGAGUGGCAGACUUAGCUAGUAGCACUGAAAAGUUCUGUUUUUAAUGUAUAUACAUAUUAUUACAAAUGUUUUUUUUUUCUUUCUCAUGUAUAUUUAGACUGUGAAUGCAUGGCCACAGGUCGCUAACCUAUUUUACCUUUGAUAUAUAAAUGUAAAUGUUUUCUCUCUCUCUUUUUUUUUUUUCUUCUCCUGAUUGUAUAGAUAUAAUCUGUGCAUUCUAGCCCUUGUAUUUAAAAAAAAAAAGAAACAGGGACAAAAAAAAAGGUAAAUGAGCGUUCAUUAUUAGGCUGCAGACUUAAACAGGGUGAGCAGGUUUUUGGAGGAAGAAGAAGAUGAUGAAGAAG